CUCAGCAAACCCCCAUCCCCCCGCUCCUGUCACCACUGUGUCCCCACGGGCUGUGGCCGGGUGCCGGAGGGAAGUGACAACCCAUAACCACAACCUGGGGCGGGGGGAAGUGUUGGGGACAGGCGUGGUGUUUCAAGGUGACACAGCCCCACAGCGUCUGCCCCGUACAUCCCCCCUCCCACUCUCCCCAGCUUUGCCGUGUCAAGCUCAGCCUUGAGGGCGUGGGGUGAAGUCCCCACCCUGCCAAUUUUGGGUGGCCCUGGUGUCACCCGGUGGGAGGUGACAGGGUGUUGUGUGUCCCCCCCCUGCCCUGCGCCUGCGCGGCGGCGGUUGGCGGGGCAGGAAGCGGGUGCCAUGGCGGAGCUGGAGGGUCCAGAGUUUGGCAAAGCUGACUUUGUCCUCCUGGACGAGGUGACGAUGGAGCAGUUCCUGGAGAACCUGCGCCUGCGGUUCUCGCAGGGCCGCAUCUACACCUACAUCGGGGAGGUGGUGGUGGCGGUGAACCCAUACCGGGCGCUGGCGCUCUACGGGCCGCCGGUGGUGGAGCAGUACCGCGGGCGCGAGCUCUAUGAGCGCCCACCGCACCUCUUCGCCUUGGCCGACGCUGCCUACAAGGCCAUGAAACGCCGCGCCAAGGACACCUGCAUCGUCAUCUCGGGAGAGAGCGGGGCGGGCAAGACGGAGGCCAGUAAGUACAUCAUGCAGUACAUCGCCGCCAUCACCAACCCCAGCCAACGCGCUGAGGUGGAGAGGUGGGUGCAGCGCCACGGGGAGUGUGGGGUGCCCUAUGGUGCCGGGAAGGUGUGGGGAGACUGA
This is a messenger RNA of Athene cunicularia (burrowing owl), 816 nucleotides long. Its product is annotated as unconventional myosin-Ig-like. Gene Ontology annotation, molecular function: ATP binding; actin filament binding; microfilament motor activity. The record is from RefSeq and is a predicted model, not a curated record. Gene Ontology annotation, biological process: vesicle transport along actin filament; actin filament organization. Gene Ontology annotation, cellular component: vesicle; cytoplasm; actin cytoskeleton. The transcript is spliced from 4 exons. Lineage: Eukaryota; Metazoa; Chordata; Aves; Strigiformes; Strigidae. Bases 355 to 816 code for a protein of 153 amino acids.